Messenger RNA from Cryptomeria japonica (Japanese cedar), 531 nucleotides. RefSeq lists its product as uncharacterized. The transcript is spliced from 2 exons. Lineage: Eukaryota; Viridiplantae; Streptophyta; Pinopsida; Cupressales; Cupressaceae. Bases 1 to 531 code for a protein of 176 amino acids. The record is from RefSeq and is a predicted model, not a curated record.
AUGGUUGAUUUGGAGAAAGCGAUAGUGGCGGGAGAUUUCAACGCCAUACUCAAUAACGAAGAAAAAACUGGAGGAUUAAGAAUGAAUGCCCAUGUGAUGGAAGAUUUCCGAGAUUUUGUGACAGAUAAUAACCUUUUUAACGUUAUCCCUAAAUCAAGAAAGUUUACAUGGACUAAUACAAGGGCGAAUUUUAGUAGAAUUUCAGAGAGAUUGGACAGAAUAUUCACUGGAACAUAUUGGAUUAGAGGACAGUUUCACUUGGAGACAAUAAUUCUGCCCUUAACACUCUCGGAUCACUUCCCAGUUCAGUUGAACUGUAUCACAUCAAUGGCAAAGAUGAAAUAUCUGAGGAACAAGAUUAAAAUAUGGAAUGUCAAAUCCUUCAAGAAUAUUUUUUCAGAGAAAAUGAGGGUGGAAGUGGAACUUGACAGGGUCAAUAACUUGGUGAUUGAGAAGGGGAUGUCAAACAAAGAAUUUAAUAUUGAGAAUUCUCUUAAAGAAGAAUUGGCAGAGAUUCUUCUGAGAGAAUAA